AUGUUCAACAACAGUACAGAGAAUUGUUCGCAAUGUCUAUCAAAUAUCGAACUCUACACUGCCCCUCAGGCGUACGAACUAAACGUGACGACUACCGUGCUGCUGAGUGCGUUCCUAGUGUUGAGUGCCGUCGGGAAUAUGUGCACCUGUGUUGUUGUUAUACGGAACAAGAGUAUGCGGUCGCCCACCAACUACUAUCUUCUGAAUCUCGCUAUCAGUGACUUAAUAUUCUCCAGUUUCAUUCCCGUGGAGAUAUGCAUAUAUUGCCUGCCGGAAUUCUCACUGAGCGUCAAAUUGCUCAUCGCCCACUUUUUCUUCUACGAGUUUUUGGGCAAUUUUAGUGUGUUAACGAUACUCGCGUUCACCGUGGAGCGCUACUUGGCCAUAACUAAACCGUUUUCCGGACACAAAACGAUGCUCACAUCUCGCAUUUGCAAAGUUAUAACUACGAUUUGGAUUACCUCUCUGACGUUUUCGAGUUUCAACACCUACUGGAUUUAUAAAGUGCACAAAACGGACUACGCGGCUUGGUUCACGACGUUUCAUAACGAUUACCACAAAUAUUUUAUCGGUGUUUUGCUGAUAGUGUUUUUUGUUUUUCCCAUGUGUGUUAUUGUUGUUCUUUUUGUGCUCAUCGUGCUACAUCUGAAGUCGUCAAAACAAGUGUUGAGAGCGAACAGUUUGCAGACUACACGCAAUAGAAAACGGGCUACAAAAAUGUUGGCGGCAGUGGCAGCCUUCUUCUUCAUAUGCUGGUCUCCGUACUUCACGCUGCGAGUGAUGGCGCUCAUGGACUACAGUUAUCCAGACCAUAUGUGGGUAUGGCGCGUGAUCAUCUACAUGUGCUCCAUCAACAGCUACAUGUCAGCGGUCGUCAACCCCAUACUCUACAGCCUCAUGUCCAGGAAAUUCCGACAGGCUUUCAAAAGUUUACUCGGGGUAAGAGCGUCAUCGGCCAAGUCCAACAAAUCGCACAGCUCAAGGGAGAACACACAUGUCUGAAAAUACUGAACAGCGUCAUUAUAUUGGAAAACAUGAUGCACACGAUACAGAGAUUUGAAAUAUUAUGAAACUGGGAAUUGUAGAAGAAGACAGAAAUGACGCGAAACACGAAAGUGAAAAUGUUAUGAGUGAAACAAAAA
Messenger RNA from Aricia agestis (brown argus), 1142 nucleotides. Its product is annotated as pyrokinin-1 receptor-like. The transcript is spliced from 4 exons. The record is from RefSeq and is a predicted model, not a curated record. Gene Ontology annotation, cellular component: plasma membrane. Gene Ontology annotation, biological process: G protein-coupled receptor signaling pathway. NCBI's taxonomy places the organism in Eukaryota, Metazoa, Arthropoda, Insecta, Lepidoptera, Lycaenidae. Bases 1 to 1002 code for a protein of 333 amino acids. Gene Ontology annotation, molecular function: G protein-coupled receptor activity.